AUUGUGGGUCAUUUUCAGUUCACUCGGUUUUCUUCGCUCAUAUGCUUGUUUCGAUUGUUUAGAUGAACUUACCUCAAAAGAAUAUCUUGUAGCCCUUCUAGCACUUGGGCUGCCUAUUUGCUCUAGGUUUUAUCAUCCCAUUGGUUAAUUAUCAUAGAAAAGCAUAUGCGUCUAUUCAUAUUAUUCUUUAGAUACCCCAGUAAUACUUCUGGGAUUAGUGUUAUUCCAAGAUCUCAUUAGAUUCAUGGGCAAUUCAUUGUUUUUCUUUGUGCUUUGUUUCUCUUUUCUUUUUCUUGGAACUUGCUAUUCUUUGUCGGAUCAAGAGAGAGAUAAGAUUGGGCAGCUGCCUGGGCAGCCACCAAAUGUUGAUUUCUCCCAGUACUCGGGUUAUGUUACUGUGAACCAACAAUCUGGGAGGUCAUUGUUUUACUGGUUGACCGAGUCACCUGCAAAUCGUGAUCCUAAAUCAAGGCCACUCGUGUUAUGGCUUAAUGGUGGGCCUGGUUGUUCUUCUGUAGCUUAUGGAGCUGCUGAAGAGAUUGGUCCUUUACAUAUAAAUUCUGAUGGGAAGACCCUUUUCUCAAACCCUUAUUCUUGGAACAAGUUGGCAAAUCUGCUCUUCCUAGAAUCACCAGCAGGAGUUGGCUACUCAUAUUCAAACACUACAUCAGAUUUGUAUAACUCCGGUGAUGCUAGAACAGCUGAAGAUUCAUAUGUAUUCCUUGUCAAUUGGUUUGAGAGGUUCCCUCAAUACAAGCACCGAGAUUUUUACAUUGCUGGAGAAAGUUAUGCAGGUCAUUACGUUCCUCAAUUGUCUCAAAUCAUUUACAAAAGAAACAAAGGAGUGAAGAAUCCAGUUAUUAACUUCAAGGGUUUCAUGGUCGGAAAUGCUGUUACAGAUGAUUACAACGAUUUUGUUGGCACAUUCGAGUACUGGUGGACCCAUGGUUUGAUUUCAGAUUCUACUUAUAAGUCUCUUCAGACAACAUGUGAGGGAAGGUCCUCUGAGCAUCCACCCAUUGAGUGCAUCAGAGCUCUAAAUGCGGCCGAAAUAGAACAGGGAAAUAUAGAUCCGUAUAGCAUAUAUACAAAGCCCUGCAAUAACACUUCAUCACUAAUGCGUAGAGGACGUUAUCCAUGGAUGCGUGGAGCAUAUGAUCCAUGCACUGAGAGAUAUGCAAAUCAGUACUUCAAUCUCCCUGAAGUUCAAAAGGCUUUCCAUGCCAACAUUGCUAAGCUUUCAUAUCCCUGGAAAACAUGCAGUGAUAUUGUUGGCGAGUAUUGGGAAGACUCUCCACUGUCGAUGCUUCCCAUCUACAAGGAACUCAUGGCUGCUGGUUUACGUGUAUGGGUGUUCAGUGGUGAUACGGAUUCAGUCGUUCCCAUAACCGCAACAAGAUACUCCAUCGACGCGUUAAAUCUUACGACAAUCGCCAAUUGGUAUCCGUGGUAUGAUAAUGGAAAGGUUGCGGGUUGGAGCCAAAUAUACGAAGGGCUGACAUUCGUGUCAGUAACGGGUGCAGGACAUGAAGUGCCAUUGCAUCGCCCUCGGCAAGCUUUUAUACUUUUCAGGUCAUUUCUGGAGAACAAAGCAAUGCAAAGAAGCUAAAACACUCCAUCUAGGUUCAAUUUACUUGUUGCAUAAUAAGCAAAAACUUAUAGAAAAACCAUUGAUUUUUCAUUUGGGGUUGCAGAAAUGGAAAGAAAUAAGGAGAUGCCCCUUUCAUUCUUGAUUCCAAUUUAUUAUCAUUUCUUUCAAGUUCCCUAAUUAAUCAUUCUUCUCAUGCGGUUUAGAUGUGGAGUUGCUGAUUCAUGAUAUGUGAUUUUAGUUUUUCUACAUGUAAUUUAUUUAUAUAUAUACACAGAUUUCACAUUAGGUCAUCUGAAUGUUGAUGAUGCAUUCUUGGCUACACAAAGUGUUGCAUUUUGUG
Messenger RNA from Cynara cardunculus var. scolymus (artichoke), 1931 nucleotides. Its product is annotated as serine carboxypeptidase-like 27. Gene Ontology annotation, molecular function: serine-type carboxypeptidase activity. The record is from RefSeq and is a predicted model, not a curated record. NCBI's taxonomy places the organism in Eukaryota, Viridiplantae, Streptophyta, Magnoliopsida, Asterales, Asteraceae. The transcript has 9 exons. Gene Ontology annotation, biological process: proteolysis. Gene Ontology annotation, cellular component: vacuole. The coding region runs from base 245 to 1609 and encodes 454 amino acids.